Molecule: messenger RNA, 3633 nt
Organism: Perognathus longimembris pacificus (Pacific pocket mouse)
Lineage: Eukaryota; Metazoa; Chordata; Mammalia; Rodentia; Heteromyidae
Gene: Nrf1
Product: nuclear respiratory factor 1
Exons: 13
Coding region: 354-1925 (523 amino acids)
Biological process (GO): regulation of transcription by RNA polymerase II
Cellular component (GO): nucleus
Molecular function (GO): DNA-binding transcription factor activity, RNA polymerase II-specific; RNA polymerase II cis-regulatory region sequence-specific DNA binding
Source: RefSeq, a predicted model, not a curated record
UCGGGCGGGGAGGCCGAGCCGUGCGUCGCGUGCGUGCCUCCUACCCCUCCCCCCCCUCCUCGGCGGCGGCGGCGGCGGCAGAGGCGGCAGCGCUCGCCAUUGCCGCUGGUGGCAGGAGGCUGCGAGGAGCCGGCGCGGUCGCAGUCUCCACGGCGCAGGCCCACGGUAGCGCAGCCGCUCUGAGGUAGAGUAAUAUGUGGUACAUAGGUACCACACUUCAUUCCCCAUUCACCCAUUGAUGGACACUUGGGUAGCUUCCACCUUUUGGCUAUUAUGAAUAGUGCUGCUAUGAACAUGGGUGUACACGAAUCUCUUUGAGAUCCUGCUUUCAAUUCUUCUGGCAGAAGAUCUUCAUGGAGGAACACGGAGUGACCCAGACUGAACACAUGGCUACCAUAGAAGCCCAUGCCGUGGCCCAGCAAGUCCAGCAGGUCCACGUGGCCACUUACACCGAACACAGUAUGCUGAGUGCUGAUGAAGACUCUCCCUCCUCCCCGGAGGAUACUUCUUAUGAUGACUCAGAUAUACUCAACUCUACAGCAGCUGAUGAGGUAACGGCCCAUCUGGCUGCUGCAGGUCCUGUGGGAAUGGCUGCUGCUGCUGCUGUGGCAACCGGGAAGAAAAGGAAACGGCCUCAUGUGUUUGAGUCUAAUCCAUCUAUCCGGAAGAGGCAGCAAACACGUUUGCUUCGGAAGCUUCGAGCCACAUUAGAUGAAUAUACUACUCGAGUGGGACAGCAAGCGAUUGUCCUCUGUAUAUCGCCCUCCAAACCCAAUCCUGUCUUCAAAGUGUUUGGUGCAGCGCCAUUGGAGAAUGUGGUGCGAAAGUACAAGAGCAUGAUCCUGGAAGACCUGGAGUCUGCUCUGGCAGAACACGCCCCUGCGCCACAGGAGGUUAACUCAGAGCUGCCACCUCUCACCAUCGAUGGGAUUCCAGUCUCUGUGGACAAAAUGACCCAGGCUCAGCUUCGGGCGUUUAUCCCAGAGAUGCUCAAGUACUCCACAGGUCGGGGGAAACCAGGCUGGGGGAAAGAAAGCUGCAAGCCCAUUUGGUGGCCUGAAGACAUUCCAUGGGCGAAUGUCCGGAGUGAUGUCCGCACAGAAGAGCAGAAGCAGAGGGUUUCAUGGACACAGGCACUACGGACCAUAGUUAAAAACUGUUACAGACAACAUGGGCGGGAAGAUCUUUUGUAUGCUUUUGAAGAUCAGCAAACACAAACACAGGCCACCACCACACACAGUAUAGCCCAUCUCGUACCGUCACAGACUGUGGUUCAGACCUUCAGCAACCCGGACGGCACUGUCUCGCUUAUCCAGGUUGGUACAGGGGCAACAGUAGCCACAUUGGCUGAUGCUUCAGAACUGCCAACCACAGUCACUGUUGCCCAAGUGAAUUAUUCUGCUGUGGCUGAUGGAGAGGUGGAACAAAAUUGGGCCACAUUACAAGGAGGUGAGAUGACUAUCCAGACGACGCAAGCAUCAGAGGCCACUCAGGCCGUGGCAUCAUUGGCAGAGGCUGCAGUGGCAGCUUCUCAGGAGAUGCAGCAGGGAGCUACUGUCACCAUGGCACUCAACAGCGAAGCUGCUGCCCAUGCUGUCGCCACGCUGGCUGAGGCCACCUUACAAGGCGGGGGACAGAUCGUCCUGUCUGGGGAAACCGCAGCAGCCGUCGGAGCACUUACUGGAGUCCAAGAUGCUAAUGGCCUCUUUAUGGCAGACUGUGGAGGUUGCAAGUGGAUCCUGGCAAGAAGUUUGCAGGUGGGCUUGGUCCAGAUCCCUGUGAGCAUGUACCAGACUGUGGUAACCAGCCUCGCCCAGGGCAACGGCCCGGUGCAGGUGGCCAUGGCUCCAGUGACCACCAGGAUAUCGGACAGCGCGGUCACCAUGGACGGCCAGGCGGUGGAAGUGGUGACAUUGGAACAGUGACAUGCAGCCGUAUCAUGGCAUCAUUUUCUAGUCUACUUCAACAUUUUUUACACAUUGCAGAGGUGCAAUCAAAUGGAAUUAAGUCUCUCGACUUCGGAAGAAAAGUUUUGUUAACUUUUUUUUUUAAAGGAAGAAAGGCAGCAGAUUUUGAAAUUGAAUUUUUUAAGGCACCACUCAUGAUUUCCUGGGAUUGGUGGAGUAAGAGACUGCACUGUCAAUUUCACUGUCCCAAAAAAAGCCAAAUUGUGGCAGGACUUCUUUCUGCGGAAAUGUGUCUAUAAUGUGUGUGUGUGUGUGUGUGUAUGUGUGUGUGAAUAUAUAUGUAUAUGUGUACAUAUGAACAUACACAUUUACAUAUAUAAAGUAUAUAUAUACAUAUAUAUAUAUUGAAACCCGCAUGGAAUUGCCUGUAUGGAUCGAGGUGAGCUGUGGAAAGAAUAAUUCACCCAGUUUAGUGGGUGAUAGGGUACGUGGGCAGACACAGCCACCUGCUUUUUGUUCAUACCAGGGUCAUGCGUUGAGCUACUGACAAACUCAGGCAGAGGUGACCAUGCCCUUCACCAAAGCUGCCUCCCAGUGGCCGCCCAGGACUCCCUGCUGAACUCACCUGAGGAAGGAGGUUCAAGGACACGGCGGGAUCCAGAAAGCGCUGGCGGAUGGCACUCCUCCUCAGGCCGGUCCAGGUGCUGAAUUUGCCAUGGGCAGGCGAAUGUCGUGCGGGGGGGGGCCCAGGCUGGGACAAGAAGGUGUCCUCAGCCUCCUGUCGCCUCUUUCAGGAAGUCCUUCUUGAGCUCAUGACUAAGAGUUGCUUUGGCUUUAAGGUCAAUCCUGAAUUGGUUGUGUAUAUGAACUGGAGCAGAAGUAUUAAGGGUCUGAGGGGUGCGUGUUGAGCGUGCUUGUGGGUGUGGGGGGAGGGGAGGAUGGGAAGAGGUGAGAGGAGCAGAAGGAAAAGGAAGGAGGGAGAGAAAAACUAUACAACAGGGGGCACCAGUGGAAGCCAUUUUCUCCAACUGUCUGUAGCUAUAACUUAAGAGGGCAUUGUGAUGAAAGGGGUCCCCUUGCCGGGGAAGGGGCGGCAUCCUGGUUCAGCCCCAACUUCAGGUCGCUGUAGUCUGUACCCCUUAUGUUCUUCAUAACUGUUCAAUCCCCUGCUUUCCUGGUUGCAAGCCCUGAGCCUCCAGUAGCUAAAUUCACCUGUCUUUUUGACAGGCCAAAUCUCUGCUCCUUCAGUUACUAGGGGUAACUGUUCCUCCUAAGGCCCCCCCCCCAUGUGUGUGACAGUGUAUUUAAUGUGGUUGUUUUCUUUUUUUUAAUGCGACAUUAAAAGAUUCUUCAUGUCUUGCUCAGCCUUUGAGGAAAGUUUCAGAUUCUUGUAUUUGCUUGUUUUAUAUAAAACUACCCAAUGUUCUUUGUAUGUUCUUUUCUGUACUUAAUGGGAGGGAGGGUAGGGAAAUUUACAUAUAAACAGUCCUAGUUCUAUAAUUUGUUAUUUUUUUAAUUAUUAUUUUUUAUCAUCAUUGUAAAGCUGUCCAGGGGCUUUCAAGUCCAUGUUCCUUUGUGAUGAAAUAACUUCCCAAUAGUUUGAGAAAUGGCCAAGAAGAAGGAAAAAAAAAAAAAGCAAAGUCAAACCCCAGUAGCAGAGCAUGGAUUCUGUGUUGUUUUCCAUUCUGUCAAUACUGCCUCAUUGAAUAAAUAGUUUCAAAUGUGA